GCUCACCACUGAACCCCCUGUCGUCUGCUGUGCUGUGCGCGUAUCCCGCUAUGUGCUAGCAUGUUGUUGUCAUAGUUAUUGUCGCCAAAACGUCGCUGCCAGAAUGGUGAAGCAGUCGCGAUAAACACAUUUUCAAUAAUGGCUGACCGAAAGGGAAGCACUGUCGCUCCAGUCAAAACACUGUCAAGGAGAGAAAAAGAAGUACUCAAGAAAAAGGAACAAGAAAAGGCAGCAGUUGUCUUUGAAGAAUUUUUAGCAUCAUUUGAGCCCAGCCAGAAAAGUGGAGUGAAAACGUUUGUUCGCGGAGGCAUUGUAAAUGCAACAAAAGAAGAGAAAGCAGCAGAACUCACAAAAAGUAAACUUUAUCGACCUGCCACAAAGUUUGUUCCUCCUUCUGAGGAUGUCUAUUCAGAGAGCAAAAAGUCUGCUUUUAAAAAAAAGGUGGAUGACAAGAAGAAGAGCAACUUGGAGCUGUUUAAAGACGAACUGAAGCUCAUACAGGAGGAGCGUGAGGAAAGAUACAAAAGGGAGCAUAAUGAACCAGGUGGAGGAUAUGGAAGUGUGGACUCACCAUUUUUAGGACGACCAACGUUUUACGACGACCCAACAGUGCCAACCACCACUAAUCUCUACCUAAGCUGCAUCAGUCCAAAAAUGAAUGAGGAGAUCCUUUGCAAAGAGUUUGGUAAGUAUGGUCCUCUGGCCAGCGUGAAGAUCAUGUGGCCCCGCACGGACCUGGAACGCUGCAGGACGUCCAACAGAGCCUUUGUGGCCUUCAUGACACGGAAAGAUGCAGAGCGAGCUUUGGCGGCACUUGAUGGUAAAAUGAUUAUGGGCUUAAAAAUGAAGCUUGGAUGGGGCAAACCAGCUCGAAUUCCACCUCAGCCGCUGUACACUCCGUCAGGGCUGAGGGCCGCACCGCCACCUCAGUCUGGUCUUCCUUUUAACGCCCAGCCUAGGGAUCGCUUACGAAAUGACUUCACCAAACCACUGGCCCUGUCCAAAGGAGCGAUUGACAAGACUCUGUCCGAAGCCGUAGUCAAAGUGGUUAUCCCGAGCGAAAGAAAUGUGUUGGUCCUCAUCCAUCGAAUGAUAGAGUUUGUGGUGCGUGAAGGUCCGAUGUUUGAAGCAAUAAUAAUGAACAAAGAAAUAAGCAACCCGGAUUACAGGUUCCUUUUUGAAAAUAAAAGUCAAAAUCAUGUUUACUAUCGCUGGAAGCUAUUUUCCAUUCUUCAGGGGGAGUCUGUGACCAAGUGGAGGACCUCAGAAUUCCGUUUGUUCCGUGGAGGCUCCCUUUGGAGGCCGCCAACAUUGAACAGCUACGACAUGCACUGGGACGACGAAGAGGACGAGGCUGAGUCUCCCGAGGAGCAGGUGAAGAAAGGCCAGCUCAGAGCCGAGCACCGGCAGAAGCUGGAGGCACUGCUUCAGGAGCUCACCCCCAGCAGAGGGGAUAUCGCCGACGCCAUGUUGUUCUGUCUGGAGCGGGCCGACGCAGCGGAGGAAGUAGUGAAACACGUCACUGAAUGGUUCUCCUCGCCUCAGACGUCUCUUCAAAAGAAGAUCGCAAGCUUGUAUCUGGUGUCGGACAUUUUGUACAACUCCUGUGCCAAAGUAGCCGGGGCCUCAUAUUAUCGUAAACACUUUGAAUCGAAGUUAGCGGGGAUAUUUGGCGAGCUUCACGACGCGUACAAGAACAUACAAGCCAGGCUGCAGGCUGAACAGUUCAAGCAAAAGAUUACGAGUUGUUGUCGAGCUUGGGAGGACUGGGCCGUUUACCCUCAGCCUUAUCUCAUCCACCUGCAAAACAUCUUCCUGGGCUUUGCCACAGCUGAAGAGGAGUUGAUAGAGGAGGUGGAGGAACCUUCUUUGGACCUGGAUGGUGCGCCCUUGGACAGUAGUCUAAUAGACGGGCUACCUUUGCAGAAAGGGCGAGCAGAUCACCUUGACGACUGGGAUCCUCUGGAUGGAGAGCCUGUGGAUGACAUAGACGGCGUUCCCUUGGGAAGUGUUGUCGAUGACAUUGAUGGAAUGCCACUGGAUGAAAGCAAAGUGCCUUUGUCCAAGUGGGAGAAGACGGCUGAUGAUGGGAUGUCUUCUCAAGGCCUGUCCGAGUCCAGGUGGAGUGCUGCGUCAAGCAGGGACAAUGAAGUAAACGUACGACGUGUCAACUCGCCAGAUGAAGACAACUCCUCGAGCGACAGCAGCGAGGACUCCAGCAGUUCCCCCAAAAUUGACACUGCACGAUUUCAAAGCUCACUCAGAAGUUUCGAGAUGUCUGAGAGCAAAAGAAAAAGGCUGAGAGAGCUGGAAUUGAAGGUUCUGAAAGUCCAAGAUGAGUUGGAGAGUGGAAAAAGGCAGAAGAAACCUGGAAUGAGCAUCCAGCAACACGUGGAGCAAUACAGGAAUAAACUUUUACAGAAGGAGUUUGAAACCGAUGAUGACGCAAAGCCAGAGAAACCAACGUCCAAAUCUAAAGAGAGAUCAACAGACGACAGAAAGGACAGAAAGAAGAGCAAAAGAAGCGAAGACGGAGACAGACAACUGAGUCGGGAUUUAGACAAGCACAGCCAGAAAUCCAACAGCAUCGCUCCUUUAAAACAAUCCAAACGAUCCCGAUCUCCGUCUCCAGACCGAAGGGGACGCAGGUCCAGGUCACAGUCCCCACAUCGCUCCCAUAAGAAGACAAAGAAGAGUAAACAUUGACUGUGGACUCACACAGUGCUCCGUUGUCUUGGUCCCAAACACAACAAUUCUGAUCUCUUUUGUAUCAUAUUUGGACACUAAUCAACUAUAUUUUUCUUUUUUGUUUGUUUGUUUAUUAAAAGAACUUGAAAUGUGCAAUGUUCAGACAUUAAAUCACUCUUAGUGAUUCUA
Nerophis lumbriciformis (worm pipefish) is the source of this 2877-nucleotide messenger RNA. RefSeq names its product U2 snRNP-associated SURP motif-containing protein. Gene Ontology annotation, molecular function: RNA binding. Gene Ontology annotation, biological process: RNA processing. Gene Ontology annotation, cellular component: nucleus. NCBI's taxonomy places the organism in Eukaryota, Metazoa, Chordata, Actinopteri, Syngnathiformes, Syngnathidae. The record is from RefSeq and is a predicted model, not a curated record.